AUGAAUGGAUACCCAAACUGCUCUGCUAACCACACUAAAAUUUGGAGUCAUUAUUUAGUACUUGCACUGGGCAUCCCUCAGCUGACCAUUAACAUAGCAUCCGUGAUCUUCAACUGCACAGUCAUCUUCACCAGAAUGGCGACAAAGGAUCUGCACAAGCCUAUCUCUAUACUCUUCUGCAAUUUGGCCUUUUCUGAUCUCUUCACCAGCUUUUCUGGCUUUUGGAUUUCAAUGCUCUUCAUCACCAAUCCUGACAUUACAAUCUUUGGAUCCAAGGAUAUGCUUGCACCUUAUGCCUUAUAUACUAUGUCUAUUUUAUCCACCAUCUAUAACUUGGUAAGCAUUGGAGUUGAACGCUAUCUGGCUGUGGCUGAAAGCAUGAGGACAAGAUUCAGGCUUGCUAGAAACCAUUCCAUAGCUGCAGUUUUAAUUAACUGGGCCCUUGCUUUCUUUCUGGGCAGCCUGCCAUUGAUGGGGUGGAACUGCUUGCAUAUAGAGGAAAAUCUCUCUGUCCUCUACAGUCCGUUUUGCGUCGACUACCUCAUCUUCAUCGCCAUUCCCAAUGUUGUGGUGGCUUUUAUUAUACCUCUGUUCACUUACCUUAGAAUCAUUAUCAUCUUGAGGAGAAGAAAGCUGAGAAUGAAAGCAUGUGGACAAGCUACUGGCACCUACAAAUCAGCUGAAAUCCAGGUUGCCAGAACCAGUAUUUUUAUUUGGCUCCUGGCGCUGAUCUCCUACGCUCCGUUUUUUGCAGGAGUCAUAUUCGAUGCAACGAACCAUCAGUGCCCCAUUGACCUCUACCCAGGCGUCUACAUCUUUCGAAACUGCACGGCUAUGCUGAUAACCAUGAACUGUUUGGGAAACCCCAUAAUAUAUACCCUGAAAAUCAAAACUCUGGGGGCUAAACUCAAGGCUCUGAAAUGCCUCUCCGCCAACCGUGUGCGAGCCUGCACCAUUGAGAACGUCUAG
Molecule: messenger RNA, 969 nt
Organism: Pelecanus crispus (Dalmatian pelican)
Lineage: Eukaryota; Metazoa; Chordata; Aves; Pelecaniformes; Pelecanidae
Product: lysophosphatidic acid receptor 1
Biological process (GO): G protein-coupled receptor signaling pathway
Cellular component (GO): membrane
Molecular function (GO): G protein-coupled receptor activity
Source: RefSeq, a predicted model, not a curated record